Molecule: messenger RNA, 2065 nt
Organism: Elaeis guineensis (African oil palm)
Lineage: Eukaryota; Viridiplantae; Streptophyta; Magnoliopsida; Arecales; Arecaceae
Product: probable glucan 1,3-beta-glucosidase A
Biological process (GO): polysaccharide catabolic process; establishment or maintenance of cell polarity; actin filament bundle assembly
Cellular component (GO): cytoplasm; actin cytoskeleton
Molecular function (GO): hydrolase activity, hydrolyzing O-glycosyl compounds; actin filament binding
Source: RefSeq, a predicted model, not a curated record
AAAAAAGGAGGCGGAAAAGUAGCUCUUGCUCUGCCGAAAGCUUUUGGGUCUCUCUCUCUCUCUCUCUCGGAAAAGGCUCUUUUACUUUCCUACCAUUAAUUUCCCGUGCUUGCCAAAUUUAAGCUCCUGUUGAGAAAGGUGGAGGAGGGAAAUGUAAGGAAGGAAGUUCCUUUUUUGUAAAAGGUCAUUAAGAUAAUGCCUAUAAUGGCAUGCUUACAGAGUUGUACUUGGGAUAAACUUGGCGAUAAGAAAGAUUUUGUCCUUGCCUCAGUGGAAAUGGGUAGAUGGGCAUUUGGUGUUCUGAUCCUACUGUGGGUUUUGUUCCCAUUGGCAAACUCAUCAGUGGAUGGGCUUGAUAAGGUGAGGGGGGUGAACUUAGGGGGCUGGCUGGUGGUGGAGGGGUGGAUCAAGCCCUCCCUGUUUGACGGAAUUCCCAACGGAGACAUGCUUGAUGGGACUCAGGUGCAAUUCAAGUCGGUGACGCUGCAGAAAUAUGUGAGCGCAGAGGGUGGAGGAGGCAUGAAUGUGACGGUGGACAGAGAUGUUGCGUCUACUUGGGAGACCUUCAGGUUAUGGCGAGUUUCGGACAGAGAAUUUCAGUUCCGAUGCUUUGGAGGUCAAUUUUUAACUAGUAGUGAGGGGGAUCUGAUAUCAGCAACAGCAAGUUCACCAGCAUUGAAUGAAACAUUUUAUGUUGAAAGAAAUGAUACAAGGGUUCACAUCAAACUUUUAGGUGGAAACUAUGUGCAGGCAACAAUGAAUAAUCAGCUCACUGCAAAUUAUCAAGGGUUGCCUGGGUGGGAUGAUAAUGCGGCAACAUUUGAAAUGACAAUUGCUGCAAAUAAUUUGCAUGGUGAUUACCAGCUUGCUAAUGGAUAUGGACAUGAUAAAGCCAAGGAGGUUCUGAUGAAACAUCAAAGAAGCUUUAUCACAGCAGGGGAUUUUGCUUUCCUGUCCCGACAUGGUAUAAAUACUGUUAGAAUUCCUGUUGGAUGGUGGAUAGCACAAGAUCCAUAUCCACCAGCUCCUUUUGUUGGAGGAUCCUUGGAAUCUCUGGACAGAGCAUUUUCCUGGGCACAGUUCUAUAAUUUGAAGUGUAUCAUUGAUCUCCAUGCUGCUCCUGGCUCCCAAAAUGGAAUGGAGCAUAGUGCUAGUAGAGAUGGUUCAGUAGAUUGGCCAUCACCAGAUCACAUCUCACAGACUCUGGAUGUUAUUGACUUUUUGUCUGCAAGGUAUGUAAAUCAUCCUGCUCUUUUAGGGAUUGAGCUUUUGAAUGAGCCUUCUGCAGCUGCAGUUCCCCUGGAUGUUUUAGUUUCUUAUUACAUGAGAGGCUACCAAAUUGUUCGGAACUAUUCAUCCGAAGCAUAUGUGAUAAUCUGCCAGAGAAUAGGAAAUGCAGACCCAAUGGAGCUUUAUCAGGCAAACAUUGGUGAUUCAAACAUUGUUGUGGAUUUGCACUAUUACAAUCUAUUUGACCCAUAUUUUGAUGACAUGAAUGCCAUGGAAAAUAUUCAGUUUAUAUAUGAGAGCAGAGUGCCACAGUUGCAGUCUCUGGACAGUGCAAAUGGACCUCUUGUCUACAUUGGAGAGUGGGUGAAUGAAUGGGAUGUGACAAAUGCCUCUCAGCUACAAUACCAAAUGUAUGGAAGAGCUCAGUUACAGGCUUAUGAUGCUGCCUCUUUUGGUUGGUCCUAUUGGACGCUGAAGAAUGAUAGAAUGCAUUGGGAUUUUGAGUGGAAUAUCAAGCACAAAUAUCUACUGCUUGGUAGUUCAUCAAUGAAAACCCCAAAUAAUUUUGUCUGGCUCACAGUGACAUGUGGGGUACUUUUAUGUGCACUAUCUGGUAUGACCUAACUCUGCAAGCAUCUGAGGGGCACUACUGAAGAAAAUCUUUUUUAAAAUCCCUUUUUUUGUUGUGUUAUUUGUCCCUUGUGUGUCAGUGAACAUCAAUAAGUUUCAUUGCAUUAACUGGAGUAUCCAAAGAAGUGUAAAAGAUCCUGUACCACAAUAUCAACUCAAAUUCAGUAUUCUUUUUCCCAAUAGAAUGGAAUAAAAUGCAAUUAUG